AUGGACACGGCAUCACUUAUCGUGCGCGUACGAGAGGCCCGAGCAUCCUCAAUCCCGACAGAAUGGCGGCUCUCGCCGUCACAAAUCGAUUCCAACGCGCGACCCAUCGACGUGGUUAGGCAAACGGGGCUCCUCACUCAAGCAGAGCUGGACCUGACCGAGCAGAACGCCACCGAGAUUCUGAAGAAGAUUCACUCUGGCGAGUUGACAGCGCAAGUCGUGACAGAGGCCUUCUUGAAGCGAGCCGCGCUCGCCCAUCAGGUUGUGAAUUGCUUGACCGAGUUCUUCCCAGACGAGGCGCGAGAUACGGCGAAGGCGGUCGAUGACAUUUUCCAGAAAACAGGGAAGCCGGUGGGCCCAUUGCAUGGCUUGCCGAUUGCGAUUAAGGGCCAUCUCACUACUGUAGGCUACGUUUCCUGGCAUGAUAAUCGGGCGCAGUCCGAUGCGUCUUUGGUGAAAGUGAUGAAGGAUGCUGGAGCGAUCAUAUUUGCAAAGACGGCGAUGCCCCAGACGGGAAUGGCGCUCGAGACCAACAGCAAUCUGUGGGGAAGGACUUUCAACACAUAUAGCACCAAAUUCGGAUCCGGCGGCUCGUCAGGAGGCGAUGGUGCGCUCGUAGGGUUGAGAGGAGCAGCUGUGGCACCGCUGGCCUCCGAUAUAGGUGGGAGUAUCCGAGCACCAGCGGCAUUCAAUGGUCUCUACGCCCUCCGCCCAACGUCUGAACGUGUCCCUAGGAAAGGCCUGCGUUCCACCGUUUCCGGUCAAAUAUCGAUCAAGACCUCGUGCGGGCCGGUGACGCAUUCCAUGCCGGACCUCAAAUUGUUGGCGAAUCUGAUCUUGACUCACCCGACCCUUCCCUUCGAAGGGAGUUGCCUGCCUGGUUCGUGGAGAGAAGUCGAAACACCGUUGAGAAAGCUCAAGAUCGGGUUCAUGUUGAGUGACGGGGUCGUGCAGCCUCAUCCCCCAAUCACUCGAGCUCUCAAAGAAACAGUGACAAAGCUGAAAGCUGCUGGCCAUACCGCAGUUGUCGAGUUCAAACUCCCCUUCGACGCCUGGGAAGCGUCAUUGACCACCUUCGCAUUAUACUGGCAGACGGGCGCAGCUGAAGCCAAGGCGAGCAUCGCGGCCACGGGAGAGGUGCCAAUAAGCCCCUAUGCGAGAAAUCUUGAGAUAUAUGACACAAGGGCCUUGUCGACGCAGAAACUAUAUGCUCUCAAUACCAAGCAAAUGAACUAUAAAUGGGCCUUUGCCAACGCAUGGCAAGAUGCUGCCGCUGAAGGUGGUUCGGAAAGCCCAUUUGAUGCAAUUUUGUGCCCUGUGUCUCCCAUGGCAUCGAUCCCCCACGAUUUUCCGGUGUACUGGGGCUACACCUCCUUGUGGAACCUGCUCGACUACCCUUCGGUGAUCAUGCCGGUGGAAGACUUAAAAAUUGACCCAAUCAAGGAUAAGAAAGAUCCUGGCUAUCAAGCUCGAGACAAUCCAUUCGAUAAAGACAACUGGGAGAUCUAUGAUCCGAACAUGUGGAAAGGUCAGCCAGUGGCAUUGCAAGUCGUCGGGCGACCUUACAAAGAUGAGGAGUUGAUUGCCGUUUGUGAAGCGCUUGACCAGAUCGUAAAUAAAUAG
Exophiala aquamarina CBS 119918 is the source of this 1623-nucleotide messenger RNA. RefSeq lists its product as uncharacterized. NCBI's taxonomy places the organism in Eukaryota, Fungi, Ascomycota, Eurotiomycetes, Chaetothyriales, Herpotrichiellaceae. The record is from RefSeq and is a predicted model, not a curated record. The transcript is spliced from 7 exons. Bases 1 to 1623 code for a protein of 540 amino acids.